Molecule: messenger RNA, 2307 nt
Organism: Teleopsis dalmanni
Lineage: Eukaryota; Metazoa; Arthropoda; Insecta; Diptera; Diopsidae
Gene: ecd
Product: protein ecdysoneless
Exons: 4
Coding region: 165-2198 (677 amino acids)
Cellular component (GO): nucleus
Source: RefSeq, a predicted model, not a curated record
AGGUACAGAACGCGAAGCGUAGUGUAUAUUUUUAUUUUAUCAAUAAUAGACGAAUGUGCUAUUUGUCGUUAUAUUAUUAAUACAAAGAAAGUGAAAUUUAUUAGGAGUGGCAGUUAAUUUUGUAAUAAAUAUUUAAAGUGCUCCUGUGCUCAAAAACUAAUAAUAUGGCUGGAAUUAAUUUAGAUUUUGUGCGUGAAGAUGACUAUAUUGAAUACUUUGUGUAUCCUCAAUUACCCGAAACUGUCGUUAACUCUGCUGAAAAUAGUGCAGCAGUUACUGAGGUUGAAAACUUUAUGCAAGAUUUUUUAAAGAAAUGUAAAAUUAUCACAGAAAAGAUUAUAACCACACGGGAAUAUAUAUGGCAUAAAGACGAUUUUCAGCUGCAUGUGCGAACAGGGAGUGAGCAAGAAAAUCUAUUAAAUAAUGAAAGAAAGCAAGAUUUGGAGUUGUUACCACCGCAUUUACAUGGUGUUACUCAUUAUGGCGAUAACAUCGCGGACGAGUGGUUCAUUGUCUUUGUCCUAUAUGAAUUAACGCGUGAAAUUGCUGAUUGCAUUGUUCGCGUUACUGACUCUGAUGGGGAAUUUCUUUUAAUUGAAGCUGCCGAUGCGUUACCAAGGUGGGCGAAUCCUGACACUUGUGAACAAAGGGUUUACAUUGCAAAUGGUAACAUAAAAUUGGUGCAAAAUUCACCAUCUAAUUCUGCAAAAAUAUUACCUGUGGAAAAGGCUUUAUCGAAAAUACGUCUGAAUCCAAAUCUUUAUUGUGUAUCAAAAGAAAUAGAAGAUUGCAUUAAUGAAAGAUUGAAAGAAUUUGUAGAUUUAUCUUCCACAUAUCAUCAUCAAAUUGUUCGUCUACCUGUAGGUGUUGCAGCAAUAUUGAAAGUUAAGCCAAGCUUAAUUGCAUCAUCUGUUCGAGCAUUUUGCGAACGUGAUAGUAUCGAUAUGAGAGCAUGUCGAUCAAUGCUAUUUUUUCCUCCCGAACAAAGGGUACGAGUUAACGUACGAUUUACCCGUUGCCUAUACGCUAUGAUACUGCAAGCCAAUUACGUACCUGACCGUAAAAUUGGUUGGAAUCUUAGUAAUUCAACUAACACGGAGGAAUAUAAAGAAGAUUUACUUGGUGUUAAGAUUGCUUGCGGAUUCGAAAUACUAACGUCACAAACAAAGAAUGCUAAAAGUGAGGAAAAUGAUCAAAAUUGGCUUGAUUACAGAAAAAGUUUAACUUCAAAAGGAUAUUUUCGGAACAAUAUAGAAGGUUCAGCGGAAUAUAUUCGUUUAUUGAAUACGGCACGUGAGUUUUUUAAUGAAAACAAUGGACGAUUUCGUACAAACGCAUUUGUUGGAAAUGAAAUAAUCGAUAUAUUAAAAAGUGCCGAUAUUAACGUCGACCAAUUCAGAGAUGAAGAAAACAAUUUAAAGCCCAGCGAUUGUGAUGAUUGGUUAAAUAUUAAUGCUGAGCAGUUAGAUGCAAUGCUUCAAGAACGAUAUGGUCCAAGAAAAUUAUAUAAACCAGAUGGUGAUAUAGAUGCUGCAGAAUUUACUAAAAAUAUAACAGACUUUCUAGAAAAACAAUCACAGAUUGAGGGAAUUGAAAAUGAUCCCGAAGAGGUGAAGCGUGACAAAGACGAAAUAAAAGAUAAAUUGAAAAAAAAUCACUCAAUGCGCCGAGCGUGUAAGCAAAAUUCAGUUAUUACAGAACCGAAACAAAAAAGCACCAAUAAUGAUAAACUUGACGAUGAAAGUAGUUUUUCUACACACGUCCGAAACUUUUUGGAUUUUGUGAUACCAGAAGAUAAUUGGGACUCUAACUCUGAAAUGAGUGAUUAUGAAGAUGAUGAUGAUUUAGAGCGAAAUAUUGAAUCUAUGACUAAUACAGAAAUGAACAUAGAUACUGAUAUUAAAACAUAUAUGGCGCAAAUGGAUAAAGAACUCUCUAAAACUACUAUUGGUCAAACAUAUGACACAAGUAAGGAAAGAAAGAUGGCAAAUGGAAGUGAAGAUGAUUUUGAUGAUAUUGAGUCUUUCAAUCCUGUAAAUAUUAACGUUAAUGUUCUUAAAAAUAUGAUGGAUAGUUAUAAAUUACAAGUUGGUGGUCCUGGUCCAGUAUCAAAUUUAAUGCGUGCCAUGGGCGCUGGUAUGUCAGUAGGAGUUAAUGAAAAUGAUGAAACGAAUAAUCUUACAGAGUCUACAGUUUAAUACAAUUUCUUUAUGGUCUGAUCUUAUUAAACCACAUUCAUUCAGCACUUCAAUUUAGUUUUUUUAUUUAAUUUAUAAAACGAAUUUAAAUAAAGUUUUAUUCAUAACA